AUGGCGGCGGAGCCUCCAGGCAGCGGGGCGUGCUGGGAUGGCGUGGUGCGUCUCAUCGUCGUCGGCGACGCCGGCUCCGGGAAGAGCGCGGUCAUCGAGAGCUUCAGCGCCCACCUGCGGGGCGAGCCGCCGCCGCCGCGCCGGGCGAGCCUCGAGGCCGCGCGGCCGGUGGAGGGUCGCGACGCCUUUGCGCCCUGCGCGCCCGGCGACGUGGGCUUCGACGCUCUCGGGCGUCGCGUCUGCCUCCUCGAGAUCCCCGGCGCGCUCGCGGCGCCGGCCGGCGGCGACGCGUUCCUCGCCCUGACGGAGAUGCCGCGCGACCAGGGCAGGACAAGGGUGAUUCAACGUCGCUUCAAC
Aureococcus anophagefferens is the source of this 357-nucleotide messenger RNA. RefSeq lists its product as hypothetical. The record is from RefSeq and is a predicted model, not a curated record. The annotation marks the transcript as partial. The transcript has a single exon. NCBI's taxonomy places the organism in Eukaryota, Pelagophyceae, Pelagomonadales, Pelagomonadaceae.